ACCGAGAAGCAUUCAGACAUGGACGCAUUCCGAGCCGCGGGCCUCGUGUGAGAAAGCACAAGGAUUGCUACGUGCUCAUCAAGCGAUUGUCGGACGCGCGCACAAUUGGGCCUCCACAGGAUCCGAGUGUGAGUGCCGGUGAUAGGACUUGGAUAGGACCCAUUGAGAAUCCCGAUCCUUGAUUAAUGCAAGUGUCAAGUACCGAGUUUACGCCUCAACCUAGAAGGCGCAUGGUCGCGGAAACGUCGAUACUCCACUCACGCAAACGCCGCGAUGUGGCCGUACACGCGUGUUCCGGGGUCGCAUCGUAGUGAACAGGGAAUCGAUGUGUGCCCCAUAACAUUUCCCAUGCCCCCGUUUGCUGCUGUAGCUCGAGGACAUGGUGGCCGGUGUAGCGCUGUCAUCGUCAGACAGGAGCCAGCAAAGAUCAAACCAUGGGUCCCAUCAUGUGCAUUCAACGCCAUGACCAGACCUCAGUGAGACUCCA
Molecule: messenger RNA, 487 nt
Organism: Fomitopsis serialis
Lineage: Eukaryota; Fungi; Basidiomycota; Agaricomycetes; Polyporales; Fomitopsidaceae
Exons: 3
Coding region: 274-480 (68 amino acids)
Source: RefSeq, a predicted model, not a curated record